This is a messenger RNA of Nerophis lumbriciformis (worm pipefish), 1894 nucleotides long. It is a transcript of the gene ntf4, whose product is annotated as neurotrophin 4. The record is from RefSeq and is a predicted model, not a curated record. Gene Ontology annotation, biological process: negative regulation of neuron apoptotic process; nerve growth factor signaling pathway; nerve development. Gene Ontology annotation, cellular component: dendrite; axon; synaptic vesicle. NCBI's taxonomy places the organism in Eukaryota, Metazoa, Chordata, Actinopteri, Syngnathiformes, Syngnathidae. Gene Ontology annotation, molecular function: growth factor activity; nerve growth factor receptor binding.
UUUGAAAGUAACCUUAGGACGCGGUGUGCCCGGUCGAAUCUAGCUUGAUGUCCGGGGGUGACUUUUGCGCGUUCCAGGCGGAGUUGAGCUCGCAACAUUUUGUCCAACUUGUUCGCCUCUUCACUGCACAUUCUUCAACUCUGGAAUGUUUUCACGGCUGGCCGUCUUUGGGGAAAAAAGCACCGAAGAGAGGGAAUAUCUGUCACUUUGCAUUUCAUUCGCGCUGCUUUCCGCGGCUAAUUACACUCUUUUUAAAGGCACGCACGCACACGCAGUGUGGGGACAGCAGCGGAUUGUUUCUUGUUUUCUCCCGACAUUGGAUUUGUAGAGGACUCCUAUGAUGCCAUGGACCUCUGAAAGAGGAGCGACAUUUCAGCGACGGGCGACAGGACUUUAUAAUCAAUGUGGAGUCAGCUGGAAGGACGCGGGGUCCGGAUCUCACCUCAACGCUGAUACGUCUUGGGAGUGAUGCACUGGCUUCCCCUGGUUGCCAUGGUGAUCGCCUCGGCUCUGCCCUUCCCUCACAAGCCCUUGUCCAGGAGCGCCGCCGCCGCCAGCGUGGAGCCCGGCUUCAGAGAGGACGACGACAACCACAGCCGGGAACACCUCAGGAACCUUACAGCUUUCGGUUUGGACCCCAGGGUCAGUUUGGAGGUUCCUGAGAAAAAAGGUCUCCCAAAGAACAGACACCAACAAGACCGCUUCAGUCUGGUGGACAGUUUUCGGGACUCCAGACCCACACAAGCUUCUGUGCUCGAAACCCAAAUAGGGGAAAGUCCUGCUGCGGGUCCCAGGAGUUCCAGACGAGGGCCGCCGACUGUUCCAUCGGAGCAGCUCAGGAACGGGGCCACACCGGCUGAGGGCACCCUGGGGGCGAGCCCGGGAUCUGCACUGGACACCGUCUUGGAAGGGGACAACAUGUUUCUGGACGCGCACCCACGCGUCCUGUUCUCGCCCUCGGGGUUGCCGCCCGAGGACCCGCCUCUGCUCCUCAUGCUGGAGACGGGCCUGCUGGAGGAGGACUCGGACGAGCCGGAGGAGCCCGACGCGCACAUUGAGGGUCACGGGGACCGAGCGAUCGACAGGAGCCUGAGUUGGGCCAACGCCUCGGGGUUUACGGCCGACGCGGCCCGCCCCGUCAGGAGGGACAAGCGCUCGCAUUUGAUGGACAGGCGGCGCGGGGAGAAGUCGGUGUGCGAGUCGGAGAGCGUCUGGGUCACCGACAAGAAGACGGCUGUUGACUCGCACGGCCAGACAGUCACCAUCUUGCAGGAUAUCCAGACCCAGACGGGGCCGCUCAAACAGUACUUCUACGAGACGCGUUGCCGCCAGGCGGAGCAGCAACAGAGCGCCGCCGGACGCCCGCCGAGCGCCAAGGGGCCGCUUUCGCAGCCCACGGGCGUGGCUGGCGCCGGCUGCUUGGGCGUGGACAAGAAGCAGUGGGUGAGCGAGUGCAAGGCCAAGACGUCGUUCGUGCGCGCCCUCACCAAGGACGCCAACAACCGGACGGGGUGGAGGUGGAUCCGCAUCAACUCGUCCUGCGUGUGCGUGCUGCUGUCGAGAGCCAAUCAGAUACUGGGGAGGGAGGUCCUGGCAAGGAGGGGGCGGGGCUAAAGAAUCAAAAACCUCAAAGACUCUUUUUGUACGAUUACUCUUUCAUCAUCUAAGUUAUUAGUACGUACGCAUGAUAUUAAUAUAUUCCUCCAUGUACGAUAUACGUGUAUGUAUGGAGCUUGUAUAUUUAUAGAAGAGUGGCGCCUCCUGCUGGAGGUCCACAGUAGUGCUCCACGCCACACCUUCGAUGUUGGAGCUGGAGCAUGUUUUUAGAUUCCAGCUCAGAAGCAGCAAGUUUGAGCAUCCUGCCAAACGUGCGAAUAAAGGAUCUUUGUACGUA